Penaeus vannamei (Pacific white shrimp) is the source of this 747-nucleotide messenger RNA. The record is from RefSeq and is a predicted model, not a curated record. Lineage: Eukaryota; Metazoa; Arthropoda; Malacostraca; Decapoda; Penaeidae.
UCCCCGUCAGCUAAUAUCCUCCGUCGGUUAAUCGUCGUAUUUUAGAGUCCUGGAGCAGAGAAAACGUUUGUUUUUAAACAUUUCCGGGCGAGGGGAUUCUAAUACACAGAAGGAAAACGAGUUAGGAGAAUUUCCAUAUUCAGUUGUUUUUUUCUGGAUUUGUGAGUUUUGCCAAGAGGAUCAGGGUUCUGGCAACAGUCGUUGUUGUUUUUUUCUUCUUCUCACUCGAGGCUUUUGAAGGCGAGCUGGGCUGUGGCGUCAGUGUUUUAGGCGGCCGUGUGUUGUGCUCGGGGCUGGCAUGGCGGCUGGGCAGUGAAGACGACCCGCUGGACGCCUUGGGGACACUUCAGCGACAUGACACGCUCUAAGCUACACGGGGCGGCCUGGCUCCUCCUCCUUGACCUCCUCCUCAGCGCCCCCUUCGGAGUGCGUCUCCAGCAGCAGCCACUCCUGCAGGAUGUUGGCCGGACCGUCGUUCAGGAUGCGGGGGAGGUCGUUGAACUCACCUCCAAUAGCAUUGAAGAUGAUGACGUCACGCAGGGAAAAUCUGGGUCAGAGGUCGCCCAGGAAAGGUCAGGGGCAUCGUUCGGGCCCGUGACCUCGCCCUUCUUCUUCAUGUGCCAGUACCCACGCCAAGGGGAAGCCUCAGGGGUCGAGGGGCAGGAUGACCUCGCCGUCAAGGUCGAAUUCGUGGGGAGCGACAAGCCUGAGCAGGGCUACCAACCACACACGGUCUACGAGGGCUGA